Messenger RNA from Culex quinquefasciatus (southern house mosquito), 6494 nucleotides. RefSeq names its product neuronal acetylcholine receptor subunit alpha-7. NCBI's taxonomy places the organism in Eukaryota, Metazoa, Arthropoda, Insecta, Diptera, Culicidae. Gene Ontology annotation, cellular component: neuron projection; synapse; postsynaptic membrane. The record is from RefSeq and is a predicted model, not a curated record. Gene Ontology annotation, molecular function: acetylcholine-gated monoatomic cation-selective channel activity; transmembrane signaling receptor activity. The coding region runs from base 1938 to 3749 and encodes 603 amino acids. Gene Ontology annotation, biological process: chemical synaptic transmission; signal transduction; monoatomic ion transmembrane transport. The transcript is spliced from 12 exons.
GUUUCGAUCCUUUCGGAAGGAUUUUUCCCGCAGCGGGUCCGCGCGUCGCGUCACGCGUUUCUGUGUUCAAAGAUUGUAGACAGGGCUUCACACCGCAAAACGUCAAAACGUGUGUGUGUGUGCGUUACGAAAAGGGAAACAAAAGGGAAGAAAGCGAAACGCGUGGUGGGGCAAACAAAAGGGGGAAGUAACGGAUUAAGAUUGUGAGGUUAGUACCGGAAUCGCGGAGGGAAGUUCCGGAUUCGGGGAAGAGCGCGCGCGUUCCGGGGUCCUUGACUCGGCCAACAAAACCAACACAAGAGCGCAAUAAUUCUGACGCAGUGUGAAAAGGCAGAAAGAGAGUGGCAGAAAAAAAUCCGGCCUGUGGCUACACUGUGUCUACGGAUGGCGGCAGCGUGAGGGUCGUUCCGAAGUGUGGGGUGUGAGUGGACGGGGUGGGGACGACGAAAACAGUGGCCAUUCUGGUGCAGCAUCCGGUGUAUACCGAGUGUACAGAUAUAUACAGUAGAGGCCGCAGACUCUCGCUCGCGCGCGCACACACACGUCACGUCAUGAGAUGGGGCAGAAUGGAAAAUGCAUUUUAGGAUCGGAUCCCGGCACGUUGGCCAUGGUAAAUCCGACGGUGAGGAACCAGGCCGGGAAUCCGUGCUGGUGGAAGUGAGCCGACGACGACGACGACGGCAUGUGUGUCAUUUUGUGAAUGAAAAUCGAUAUCGUGUUCUGGUUUAGCUCUCGUGAGUGUGGUGAGGAAUGGAAAAAAGCUGCGACGACGGCCGGCAGUCCCUAACCUAGAAAUCCCCUGGACACGGUUCCGAAACAGAAGAGAAGGAAAAAAACCCGGAACGACCGGAACUCCGGAAAAGGGCGCGCGAGCGCGUAAAUUAUUCCGUUAUUCUGCCCCCAAAUUGGCCCGCGAAAUCCCGACGUUCACCUGGAAUUAUUUAUUGAUGCCGCGUUUCCGCGUCCCCGGAUUUACUGUACCGUGUUAACGACCGAUCCCGGGCUCGGUCCGGAUGUGAAAGUGCUUCCUCUAGAGAAAGCAACAAAAAAUAGCAGCAGUGUGGCCCCGUUUCGUUCAAGUCGCGGCAUGAAAGUUUAAUCGCUGGGUUAAACCCCGACCGAAAGGUGGUUAAGUUCGGUUAAGAGUGUAGCUGUCAAAAAGCGAGCGCGCGCGUAAACAAAGAUGGCGCCCCAGACUGAACCGAGCGCGCAGCGAUCGCGACCAGACGCGUCGAAAAAUGUAAAGUUAUGAUGCCUCAGUGUGUUGUCUUCCUAAGUUAAAAACUACACCACAAAACUCACGCACGUCAAAACAAACAAUAACAACGCACCACUUCAACCACUUCUGUCACGGUGAAGGCCCACACAAAACUGUCAACCGACCUCCUCAAAAAAAUCACCCACACCGCUGUCCCGCUGUCACUCUGUUUACAUCACAAACUAUUCACCCUACCACCCCCCUCUCUCUCUCUUUCUCUCUACUUGAUCAAAACAACAAUCAAAACAAAAGAAACAUUUUUCCUAGUGUGUAUGUGUGUGUGUUGCGCUAAACGAAUCCCGCGUUAAACCUAACGAGUAAAAAAAAUAAAUAAACAAAUCCACUUGCCACUACUAGCAUAACUAAUAAUAAAAGCAAAUCAAAAAAAAAAAAAGUUGUUCGCAUUAAACGAAACCUAGUUAAACCAGACGUUAAAGCCAUUUAAUCAAAACAAAACAAAAAAUAGUAAACAAGUUAAUAAAACGUCAAAAUUUUCACGACGGCAACGAGCCAUCUCUCAACGCCUCCUCCGUUAAACCUCCUAGAUAACCAAGCCGACGUGCCGCGCGCGUGUCCGAGCCCGAAGCCGACAGUCUUAUGAGCAGCCGUUCUUACUACCGGUCUUACUACUAAAUCUACCACUACUACUACUAACUCCGCAACGACAACCGUACUCAAAAUGGAGCUGGUCACGACGACCGCGACGCUGGUGCUGAUGUUGACGCUGGUGGCGCUCAUGUUGCUGCUGCCAGCGCACGGCGUGAUGGCCAGGCGGCCGGAUGGUUCUGGGGCAGGUGGAACUGCCGCCGGCGGGCCGAUGGCCGACCUGCUGCUGAUGAGCAGUGCCCGGAUGGUGCUGGCGCUGGCCGGGACGCUCGGCCGGCUCGGCUGGAUGUGGCUGCUGGUGGCGGUGCCAGUGGUCAACGCGGGUUAUCACGAGAAGCGACUGCUGCACAACCUGCUCGACAACUACAACGUGCUGGAGCGGCCCGUCGUCAACGAGUCCGACCCGCUGCAGCUGAGCUUCGGGCUGACGCUGAUGCAGAUCAUUGAUGUGGACGAGAAGAAUCAACUUCUGAUCACCAACAUUUGGCUGAAAUUGGAGUGGAACGACAUGAACGUCCGGUGGAACUCGACGGAGUACGGGGGCGUCCGGGACCUGCGGAUACCACCGCACCGCCUCUGGAAGCCCGACGUCCUCAUGUACAACAGUGCGGACGAGGGCUUCGACGGGACGUACCCCACCAACGUGGUCGUCCGGAACAACGGGUCGUGUCUGUACGUUCCGCCCGGCAUCUUCAAGUCCACCUGCAAGAUCGACAUCACGUGGUUCCCGUUCGACGACCAGCGCUGCGAGAUGAAGUUCGGCUCGUGGACGUACGACGGCUUUCAGCUGGAUCUGCAACUUCAGGACGAGGGUGGCGGUGAUAUCAGCAGUUUCAUAACGAACGGCGAAUGGGAGCUGUUGGGCGUGCCCGGCAAGCGGAACGAGAUCUACUACAACUGCUGCCCCGAGCCGUACAUCGACAUCACGUUCGCGAUCCUGAUCCGCCGGAAGACGCUGUACUACUUCUUCAACCUGAUCGUGCCGUGCGUGCUGAUCGCGUCGAUGGCCCUGCUCGGCUUCACACUGCCACCGGACUCCGGCGAGAAGCUGUCACUCGGAGUCACCAUUCUGCUGUCACUCACUGUCUUCCUCAACAUGGUGGCGGAAACGAUGCCGGCCACCUCGGAUGCUGUGCCUCUGUUAGGAACCUAUUUCAAUUGCAUCAUGUUCAUGGUGGCCUCCUCGGUAGUGUCCACCAUCCUGAUCCUGAACUACCACCACCGGAACGCGGACACGCACGAAAUGUCGGAUUGGAUUCGCGUGGUCUUCCUAACCUGGCUGCCGUUCCUGCUCCGGAUGUCGCUGCCCGGGGACUCGCCCCCGCAUCCGUGCCGCCAGAACGUGGACGAAAAGAACAAACAGCUGCAGGAGGUCGAAAUGCGAGAACGGUCCUCCAAGUCCCUGCUCGCGAACGUGCUGGACAUCGACGACGACUUCCGGUGCAACCACCGGUGCAGCACGCUGCCGCACAAUCCGACCUACUACCGAACAAUGUACCGUGGGGACGAUGGUCCGAUGGGCCCGGGCGGCCCUGGCGGUGGCGGCGGAACCGAUACCAUCGGACGCAGUGGUGGCGGCGGCGGUGGCGUCGGCCUGGGAACGAUCAGUGCUGCCAGCGGGGUCGUCGGGGGACGACUGCACGAGACGGUUUCCUCGCACACCUGCCUGAGCUCGUCCGCCGAGUACGAACUGGCGCUGAUCCUGAAGGAGCUGCGGUACAUCACGGACUCGCUCCGCAAGGAGGACGAGUCCGGCGAGGUGACCCGGGAGUGGAAGUUUGCCGCGAUGGUGGUCGACCGGCUGUGCCUUAUCAUCUUCACCCUGUUCACGCUGAUCGCGACGCUGGCUGUAUUAUUCUCGGCGCCCAAUUUUAUAUUCUCAUAACAACCAUCGGCAUCAGCAGCAUCGUCCUCCUCGUCCUCCACUUCCGCCGCAACAACACCGACAACAACAACCCUCCUUUCCGCAACUACUGCUCCGACAACAACAACAACAACUGCGACUGCAACACAGGGUGACGUCGGCGUCGUCUCGUGGAUCCUGCUCGGCGGAACGCUCGCCACCGUUACGGUCGUGCUGGUUGCGGCCCUGGCCACCCUCGCCCUUCUCCUGGCACUGGCCCUGGUCCUGCUCGGCAACGGGACGCUCACGCAACUACUCGCGGUGACUGAUUACAAGUUAAGAAAAUAUGUUCAUAUUUUCGUAAAGAAUUUUAAAUUGAUUAACGACGCGUAAGGACGGCGCCGCCAUCUUGAAAACAAAGGAGGCGCGCGCGCGUGCGCAAAGUGUAAACAAACACGCAGCAAUGGAGGGCUAACUAGAGUGACAGGUAAAGAUACAAAAGACAGACGGUUUUAACACACAGUUACACGUUACACUCGACGACAUCGGAAGAAAUACUAAAAAAACAUUUUCUCGUCUACUUUUUUAGACUUUUCCUUUUUAUAUAAGUAAGGGAAGCGUGAAAGUAAACAAAAAAACUAGCGGCGAACGGCGACCGAAACGUAGUGAAAAAAGUUGAAUUUUUACCUUUUUAGAUGAGUUGACUUACGAGACAGUGUAUACUAUAAACAAAAGUCGUAGCAAAUUACUGAAUUACAUCCGGUUUCUAUUUACAGUGAAACGAACAGAAAAUCAAACAAAAACUAAACACACGCUUACUCGCGUGAUUGAUUGAUUGUACAUAACUGAUAGAUUUUAUUAGACAAAUUAAACACCACACACUCACAUUUAACAAUCGUCUAAUCCCCACUUCUAGCAAAAAAAAAAACAAAAACAAACCAUGUUCUGUAAAUAAUUUUAAACUCACUACUAAUCCCCACAAAAUAAUCCCGUUUCACCUUAAACUUUUCGGUUGGCAACACUGACCCACAAGCGUUCGCCACUUUUAUUUUGAUUUCGUUCGACCACGAAGCUUCAAAAUCGCUCAGAUUUCGUCGAGAUCGAACUCGCUUCGAAAAAUAAGUUUUGAAGCAACUGUCAAAUUUUGGGUACAUUUUACUCAAAAUCCUAUAAAAAUGAGUAAACAUCAAAAAGAUUUAAGGCAAAGUAAGCUAUUUUUGUUUUGCAAACAUAAACAAAGCAGCAUCCAUUGGCGUACGCAAGCAAUGACAUAACCUCACCUUUCGGCUUCCUCAGCAAACGUCAAAACAGUGCGAAAGUUCUGCAGGAUCUUUUCCGAAAGAAACAGUGGCGUCGAUUUGACAACCGCACCACUAAAAUGCUUGUACCUAACAAUGCUUGAGAAUAAACAAACGAGUUUUAAUGAGUGAGCUUGAAUUAACCAAAAAAUUUAGCACGCAAUGUAAACAAAAACAAACACGUUUUGUUUGGUUGACUAUUCUGUGCGCUGUCCCGAAGUUUGGUUGAAUUUGGUUGCCGGAGUCCCGAGUUAUAAUUACAAAUGUUUACGGUAGUCGGGCUUGUACGUGUGUCAAACGCGUUCUGACCUGAAAUUCCUUUGGUCAGUUGUAGCACUUACAGCAAUUUUCAGGGUGAGUCAAGACGGCACGACAAGUUUGAACCUUCUUUCAUGUGAAAAGUUACAACAAUGCACAUAGUUUUUUUCCGUUUUUUUAAUAUCUCAGGAUUGAAAUCGAAUUUUGGAGAUCGGAGAAGGUCAAAAGAUGAGGCAUUGCGAGCUGCACAAAAUGUCGUUCUUAACUCAAUUUGGCCCAAAAUGCACGUGCGACAAGAUACUCAUUUCUAGGUAGGCUAAGUCUUGAGAAAAUCUGAGUCAUUUUGGAUGUGCGUGUAGAGAAAUUUACCUAAAUCAUAACAGUUUUUUCAAACCCCAGUUUUGAGUAAAUUUGAGUUCGACCUAAUUUUGAGUGAUUUUGGAGGCGGGUGAAAUGUUACUUAAUUUAGCGUAAAACUUACGCUAUCCUAACCAAAAUUUAAAAAAAGAAGAAAAAGUCGCAUCAAACUUAUUGAAAACAAACAAAAACAAAACACACACAUUAGUUAAUCAAACGUAUUACAGUUUUAUAUCUUAGCAACUUUUUAUACUCUAAAACUAUAGAAAAACAAAUCAAAGCUAGAAAAAAAAUUAGUUCAGUGAAAAGCAAAACUAUACCCAAAAAAUGGACAAAAUAACGUAAUCGGAGGACGCCACAGAAAACCCUCUACCGGCUGGCGCAAUUAACGCGUCACGUCAGCGCCUGACAGCUGUCAUAUAUGGUAGCGAGUAGUGACAGCAGCGCGGCGUGUCGUGAAACAUUUGUACGUAACGCAACCACAUGUUGACAUUGUUUACAAACAAAACGAAACUAAUAGGGCAGAGAAAAAUAAAACACAUUUUGUUUUUCAAUGAAUCCGUAAAUUUAUUAUUAGAUAAAACUUAAAAUCAAAUUUUCAAACAUGAUUUACAAUAUUUGACAUUAUUUUCCUGUCGAUAGUUUACAGCACUGUUUUGGGUAACGCCCCCUUGAAAAAAAAUAUAGAAACGAAAAGUUAUCCACUUUAACGAUCCCCGAGUCUUUUGUGAUCUCUGUUCCAAGUUUCUGCUCAUAAAUUUUGGCCGAAAAAUGCUCAAAUUUAGUAAAUUACUGAAAUUUUUAGAAAAAAAAAAUUAUUUGAAAAAUAAAUAAAAUUUUGAUGUCCAUAACUAAUUUAAAAAAAAUACGUUUC